This is a messenger RNA of Debaryomyces fabryi, 1092 nucleotides long. RefSeq names its product Age3p (gene AGE3). The record is from RefSeq and is a predicted model, not a curated record. The coding region runs from base 1 to 1092 and encodes 363 amino acids. The transcript has a single exon. NCBI's taxonomy places the organism in Eukaryota, Fungi, Ascomycota, Pichiomycetes, Serinales, Debaryomycetaceae. Gene Ontology annotation, biological process: regulation of ARF protein signal transduction; regulation of endocytosis. Gene Ontology annotation, cellular component: Golgi membrane. Gene Ontology annotation, molecular function: GTPase activator activity.
AUGUCUAUUGAUCCAGAAACUCGAAGAAAAUUAUUAGUAUUACAGAAAAACGGGUCCAACAAGACAUGUUGUGAUUGUGGUGCACCAAACCCUCAAUGGGCAUCACCAAAGUUUGGGAUUUUCAUUUGUCUUGAAUGUGCUGGUAUACAUAGAGGCUUAGGUGUUCAUAUUUCAUUUGUUAGAUCUAUUACCAUGGACCAAUUUAAGCCAGAGGAGGUUUUGAGAAUGGAGAAGGGUGGAAAUGAAAAGUUGAAAAAUUACUUCACCGAAAAUGGUGUGGACUUGAAGUUGGAAGCUAAGUUGAAAUAUGAUAACUAUGUUGCUGAAGAUUACAAGGAGAAAUUAACUUGCGAAAUUGAAGGAAAGGAAUUUACACCAAAGGAUCAUUCUGAGCAAUCAUUACCAGACAUUAACUCGACUUCAUCAAGCGACAAUAAUACUUCGAACGCUGCUCCUAAGCAGCAAGAAAAGAUUCAGUCUCGCCGUGGAACUCCUUUGUCAAGUGAACAAAAACAAAAUAAUGAAUCCUACUUUGCUGAAUUAGGUUCAAAGAACGGGAGUAGACCAGAUGACUUACCUCCUUCGCAAGGUGGUAAGUAUGGUGGAUUUGGUAAUACACCAGCUACUCAGUCCUCUAAACAAGGUGGAUCUUUAUCUGGAUUUACUAUAGAUAGCUUUCAAAGUGACCCAUUUGGAACCUUAUCCAAAGGCUGGGGAUUAUUCUCCACUACGGUUGCUAAAUCAGUAAACGAAGUGCAUGAAAGUGUUAUCAAGCCAGGUAUUAAUCAAUUACAAGAAAGUGAAUUAAGUGGUGAAGCUAAGAGAGCUAUGGCUCAGUUUGGUCAAAAGAUGCAGGAAACUGGUAAAUAUGGCCAAGAAACAUUCCAAAAGUUUACCAAUGAACACGGUGCACCUGAUUCUAAGUUCGGUAAGCUCUUUGAAGGGUUAAGUGUACAAGAUGAAUCAGAAGGAGUAAAGCCAGCCUUUGGAUUUCAAAAGCCAGAACAAAAGACCAAAUUGGAUGGCUUAAGUGGUGGUAAAUCCAAGAAAGAUGACGAUUGGAAGAACGAUGAUAAAUGGGAUGAGUUUUAA